AUGAACCGGUGCGCCGAGGCUGCGGCGGUGGCGGCCACGGUGCCGGGUGCGGGCGUCGGAGAUGCGGGGCUGCGGCCGCCCAUGGUGCCCCGCCAGGCGUCCUUCAUCCCGCCGCCCGUGCCCAACCCCUUCGUGCAGCAGACCCAGAUGAGCGCGGGGAGCCGGCUGCAGAUGCUUCUUCUUGGAAUUAUCCUGCUCCCCAUCCGUGCCUUACUGGUUGGAUUGAUUUUAUUACUGGCGUGGCCAUUUGCUGCAAUUUCAACAGCAUGCUGUCCUGAAAAGCUGACUCAUCCAAUAACAGGUUGGAGGAGGAAAAUCACUCAAUCUGCUUUGAAAUUUCUGGGUCGCAUCAUGUUCUUCUCCAUGGGAUUCACCGUUACGGUGAAAGGAGAGGUCGCAGGUCCCCUGGAAGCUCCCGUUUUUGUGGUUGCGCCUCAUUCAACAUUCUUCGAUGGGAUCGCCUGCGUCAUAGCCGGGAUGCCUUCCAUAGUUUCCCGAAAUGAGAAUGCACACGUUCCUCUGAUUGGCAGACUAUUGCGGGCUUUGCAGCCAGUGUUGGUCUCCCGUGUGGAUCCAGAUUCCCGAAAAAACACAAUAAAUGAAAUAAUAAAGCGAACAGCAUCAGGCGGGGAAUGGCCCCAGAUACUAGUUUUCCCAGAAGGCACUUGUACAAAUCGUUCCUGUUUGAUUACUUUUAAACCAGGAGCCUUCAUUCCUGGGGUCCCAGUGCAACCUAUCCUCCUCAGAUACCCAAACAAGCUGGACACGGUGACCUGGACGUGGCAAGGAUAUACCUUCCUGCAGCUCUGCGUGCUCACCUUCUGCCAGCCCUUCACGAAGGUGGAAGUGGAGUUUUUGCCUGUUCAGGUACCUGAUGAGGAAGAAAAGCGAGAUCCUGUCCUUUUUGCCCACAAAGUCCGGAAUAUCAUGGCAGACGCUCUGAAAAUACCAGUCACAGAUCACACCUAUGAAGAUUGCAGACUGAUGAUCUCAGCAGGUCAGCUAACCCUGCCUAUGGAAGCUGGGUUGGUGGAAUUUACUAAAAUUAGCCGGAAAUUGAAACUGGAUUGGAACGGCAUCCGGAAGCAAUUGGAUGAAUAUGCAGCUAUUGCAAGUGCCUCAAAAGGAGGAAGAAUUGGAAUAGAAGAAUUUGCAGAGUAUCUAAAGUUGCCGGUUUCCGAUGUCUUGAAACAACUUUUCGCCCUCUUCGACAGGAACCACGAUGGCAGUAUCGACUUCCGAGAGUAUGUGAUCGGCCUGGCGGUCUUGUGCAAUCCUGCCAACACCGAGGAAAUCAUCCAGGUGGCAUUUAAGCUCUUUGAUGUUGACGAGGAUGGCUUCAUCAGGGAGGACGAGUUCUCCACCAUUCUGCAGGCUUCCCUGGGAGUGCCUGACCUGGAUGUCUCCGGCCUCUUCAAGGAAAUCGCCCAGGGGGAUUCUAUUUCCUAUGAGGAAUUUAAAAGUUUUGCCCUAAGGCAUCCGGAAUAUGCUAAACUAUUUACCACAUACUUAGACCUCCAGACCUGCCAUGUGUUUUCCUUACCGGAGGAAGUCCAAGCAGCUCCCUUACUUGCCAGCAAUAAAGUCAGUCCUGAGAACCAUGAAGAAAGCACCUCGGGCAAAAAAGAUGACUGAAGGCGGCUAUUUCCAAAGAGGAGCCCGCACUGGCUUCCGCUUGAGGUUGGAGACCCGUCCGUUGACUUUUAAAUGUACUUGGUGCAUACAGAGGAUGCUCGGGAUGGAGAUGUGUUCAAAGGGAAAAUUAUGCAGUUUCUUAUUAGAAUUGUUCUUAAUUGCAUAUGGACAUUAGCAUCAUUUUCUUUUGUAUCAGAUUGUGCUGUGUGUUUACUGAUUAGUUUGCUUGGUGGCAAAUAGCAAGUUUUCUUGAAUUUUGCAACUGAAUCUGCACAUCCCGAGGAAUGCAGUGGCCUUCCAUAGUAACAUCAACUCAACACAUUUUCAAAGGAUGAGGGGCCUUCAAAAAUUUCGUGGAAAAGUUCCAUGCUAUUUUAAUUCCCCUUUUUCCAGGAACCGUGUGAAGGCCCCACCCUCCCCCUUAUAAACACCUUUAAUCUACCUUCCUCUAAAGGAAAAAAUAAAGGUAAUAUUCUCUUAUCUCUAAUCCAUUUCCAUUAGGAGAAUAAGAAUGGAGAGUCUGAGAAGCAUAGCAGGAUUUUGUACCUUGAAUUUCUUACAUCCAUUUUCCCCCUAUUCGUGUUUCAGUCUCUGAGCUCCCCAUGUAUGGGUGGGCUGGAAGAGGGGGCUCCAGCCACCAGAGGACACUCCUUCUGAGCUCAGAUUCUCCUGAGUGUGCAUCUGUAUGGAAGAUUUCUUUUGCAGUCCCCAUUGCAAGGAAGUCAUAUCCUUUUACAUGAUCGAGGUUUAGAGAAGGGUUUUAGAACUCCGUCUUAAAGACGGCUACUUUGCCAAAGGCUAAGUGGGAAUUGCCUUAUUGGAGGCCUAAUGAGCAUUGAUGGCCUAAUGAGAAUAAUGAAUUGCGUGCCACAGAGUCCAAUUUAAUUUGAAUUGGAUGGUUCAGCAUGACGAGAGCUUGUCCAAUAAAUGAAUCAGAUUUGCUCUGUUUAUAUAUUAGUCAGAUGAAGAUUGUUUGCCAUAAGUGAGGGUUUUAUUUAAGUGUUGCCUCGAAUUGUAUUGAUGUAAUGCUGAGAUACUUCGAAGAGAACACACAAAAGAUUCCACUGCCUCCCUCACCCAAGGCCAGAGACUCCCAAAGCCUCAGAGCACCCAUGUUACCGCCCAACAGGGAUCUUCAGAAUGGCAUUUUCCUUCAAAGUUAAGCAAUCAUCUAUUUCAAGUGCCAUUUUUAUUGGGUCCUAUGUAUGUAGCUUGUCGAUGGUAUACUGUGUAACCUCUAUUUUUGAGAUUUUGAAUGGUUCAUUACUAUAAGGCACAAAAUAGUUUGUGUUCUGCAGUUAUCUCUGGACCUAGAGCUCUUUGCUUUGGCUGUGGUUCUGAACGGGUGGGCGAGUCUCCCCAGCCUAGUUCAUGCUUAUGUCCGCUAUCAUUCAAGUGGGGGCAAGCUCCCAGGAGAGGUGUUGGAGGUGACGCUUGGUCGAGGAUCAUGAUGCCAAGCUAGCUUUCAUAGCUAUGACAAGAGCUUAAAAUAUCUGUGGAAAUUAAGCAUCAAAAUCCUAAAGCUAUUUAGACAACAUAUUAAAUGAGCCAAAAAUAAUAGUUUAAAUAAUGAGCAAGAUUUGUCCUUAUAAUAGUAUUUGUCAUCUGCCAUUAAAUGUAUGUCAUACUCGGGUACCAUGAUGUAUUUUUAUCACAGAAAAACCAUCUAUUAUUUUCACAGUCAUGAAAGACUGGCAUUAUUAAUUAAAGGCUUUUUAUGUGGCUCUUGCAAAUGUUCCCAUGAUUUUGUUUUAAAAUACUGUUUUAUGCUGUUUAAUUCCACUAGUCUGGCAAUGUAAUAUUCCUGUUUUAUUAGUAUGUUACUGAAUAAACAAGCUUCCUACAUAAAAUCAUUUUGGCCUUUA
This is a messenger RNA of Echinops telfairi (small Madagascar hedgehog), 3500 nucleotides long. It is a transcript of the gene LPCAT2, whose product is annotated as lysophosphatidylcholine acyltransferase 2. Gene Ontology annotation, molecular function: 1-acylglycerophosphocholine O-acyltransferase activity; calcium ion binding. Lineage: Eukaryota; Metazoa; Chordata; Mammalia; Afrosoricida; Tenrecidae. The transcript has 14 exons. The coding region runs from base 1 to 1635 and encodes 544 amino acids. Gene Ontology annotation, cellular component: endoplasmic reticulum. The record is from RefSeq and is a predicted model, not a curated record.